AUGACCGAUACGCAUCACUACCCAAAGGACGACCUGGCGACGCCUUCCAAACGACUCUCAUUUCUUGACAACGAUGGCGAUACGGAUGCUCUUUCGCUUUUUCCAAACAGCCCAUCACGCUUUUCAAACAAGUACAGUGACGAUCGAUAUCGUGCAUUGGUGCAAGAGUCACCUCCAGCUGGUUUCAACGUGAACACACCCACAACAGAUGAGCGCAGAGAAUCAAGAAGCAUUACACCUCGAUCCAAGAAUUCCAAUCACACUGAAGAGUUCCGGACUGUCCAAGAGUGGGACGAGGUUAUGCGUCGUAGAAGAAGUGAGGCUAAAGCAACAGCAGCAGCAGCAACAGUAUCCAGCCCCAAAAAAGCAAAACAUCAUGAUUAUCAACGUCAGCAACCAGAAAGGAAGCCAUUGCAAGAACCAGUACGCGACCUUUCAGUACGUGAACGCAGCUAUCGUGAGCCUAUUCGUGAUGCUGUCGGGGAACGUGCCCAUGAUCGUUAUGAAGCUUUACGAGAAAACGUACGUGAACGUCGUGAUGAUCCUAUUCGUGAGCCUGUGCGUCCACCUCCUCGAGAACCAUCAUCAUCAUCACAUCACACACCCAUCCGAGAAACAUCAUCAUCAGCACGUACACCUAUCAGUGAUGCUGUGAGCACAUCUUCAAGCAAGCAUGUGGAAAAGAGAUUUGAGCCCGAGUCACCUAUUAUUGAAAGUAAACCACGUUCCACCGAAUCACCCAUGGUGCAUACAACACCUCCACAGCAACCACCACAACCACAGCAACAUCGACAUACCACUCCAGAGACGAUUCCUUCCUAUAUGCGAUCAACAGCAUCUUAUGAAAGUCGCAUCAUGAGUUCUAGAUCCCAAAUGACACAUCAAUCAAUGCCCUAUUUCCGCUCUUCCACCCGUAUCAAUGCCAUGGAGGAUAUUCGUAGUGAGAUGGAUGAUCAAGAUGUUUAUGUCCCUUUGGCUGUUCGUGUAAAGCUCUUUGAACAAGGUCUUGGUAACAACCGAUACACAGCAUCAGGAUCUCGAUUCAAAUCAUCAUCACGCAAAGAUACGAGCUCUCGAUCACGUCUCACACGACCUCGAUCUCCCAACUUACGUACAAACUAUCGCACUACAUCAUCAACCACCCAGAAACGACCCAUGGAGACGACACAAGAAGCAAUUCCCAAACCACCUAGUACGGAAGCAACAAAGACGCGUGCCACCAACAGCAAUAGCACAAGAAAUAGUCAAAGCCAAUCCAGUUAUCUAAGCAUUGCUCGUGAUACAAUCUCUUCCCGAUCUCGUCAAUCUCGCCCUGCUUCUGAAAGUGGAUCACAAAGCAAUACACAAGAAUCUGAAACAGCAUCCAAAACAAAACGUCAAAAAACCCAUCACUCAAAGCUUGAAGUUAAGCCAUUCCGGUUUGCUACGGAUGAGCGUGCAUUACAUCAUCAAAAGGCGUUUAAGGCCAAGCUGGAGUUAUGGAAGAAGAAGGAAAUGGAACAAGGUAACAGCCAGGAACAAGGAAUGCGUGGCACAAAGCGCAAGGUCAGAGAUGCUUAA
Molecule: messenger RNA, 1560 nt
Organism: Lichtheimia ornata
Lineage: Eukaryota; Fungi; Mucoromycota; Mucoromycetes; Mucorales; Lichtheimiaceae
Exons: 7
Coding region: 1-1560 (519 amino acids)
Source: RefSeq, a predicted model, not a curated record